Molecule: messenger RNA, 1227 nt
Organism: Oldenlandia corymbosa var. corymbosa
Lineage: Eukaryota; Viridiplantae; Streptophyta; Magnoliopsida; Gentianales; Rubiaceae
Source: the annotation of a GenBank genome assembly
AUGAUGUAUGAUAGAUUAGGGUUUAUGUUGGUUGGUUGUUUGGAUGUUUUAGGUGUUGAUUUUGAGUUAUCAAUGGCACGUAAUGUAUCAUACAUGCUUAAUUUGUAUCAUACAAGUAAGUAUGUGAUAGAGAACGGCAGCAUCAACACUUUUUCGAAUAUGCCGGAUGAUGGUUUGUUUGUCGAAGAAAGGUUGUCAUAUGAGGGAUUGAUUAGUAAGAUUUGUAUGACCCUUGGUUGGGAUCCAGCACACGUGAAACUCCACCUUUCUUUGAUUUUCGAUAGUCCCGGUGGUAGGCGUGUAGUGAAUAUCAAGAAUGAUUCGCAUGUAGAGUUCAUGAACCGUGUAGAUCCAAUGUCAUGUUUGGAUUUAUACAUAGAUUUGGAAGAUAUCACUCAAGAAGAAAGAGAAGCGAGUUUGGAAAACGUGUCAUUUGGUGAUUUUCGAAAGGGGGAACGUGCUAGUACUUCUCAAAACCGUGAUGAAGAGGAGACACCUUUAUUUGCACAAAAUGACUACCGGGAAGAGCUGGAUUCCGACUACAUAGCUCCAAGUGAAAGCGAAGAAGACUGUGAUGUCUCCGGAGAGAGUGAUUUUGAAGAAAGUGAUGAUGAAAGGUUGGAAAAUGAAGAAAGGGAUUGUAAUCUAUUCGCCCGACGCCAUGUAUAUAGUAAGAUGGGGAACUGGGAUGCCUCAUGUGUAGACAAGGAUGAGUUUGCUCUUAAGAUGUGGGAUGAGACGCCCGAAGGAAUGGACAUUGGCGUUUGUUUCAAAUCUCAAUCAGAAGCAAAGCAUGCUGUGAAAUUAUGGAAUAUCCAUCAUAAAAAGGAAUAUACGGUCGCCGCGUGUAGUCCAAGGACGUGGGCUGUGCGGUGCAGAAUAUUUAAUGUGGAAAGUGAGGAUGGUGAACCACCAUGUGAGUGGAAGAUGCGUGUGUCAUUGAAAGCUCACGACCUUCAUGAAAUUGUGAGAUGGCAUGAUGCACAUAAUUGCAUGACUCCUGUGAAUGAUAAUGACAAUCGGUGUGUGGACGCGUCUUUGAUUGCUAGACUCAUCAGGAGAAAGGUUGAGGACAACGUAGAUUAUACGGUAGCCUCGGCACUGAAAGAUGUGAAGACCUUAUUGAAAGUAGAUGUGCCAUACAAAAGGGCGUGGCACGGGAGGAGGAAAGCCAUAGAAGCGGUCUAUGGUGAUUGGACCUCCAAUUUCGAAGAACUUCCACGGUAA